Messenger RNA from Colletotrichum chrysophilum, 861 nucleotides. RefSeq lists its product as uncharacterized. Lineage: Eukaryota; Fungi; Ascomycota; Sordariomycetes; Glomerellales; Glomerellaceae. The transcript has a single exon. The coding region runs from base 1 to 861 and encodes 286 amino acids. The record is from RefSeq and is a predicted model, not a curated record.
AUGCGUUCGAGGCUUUUUUCUGGGACUGAGGCGCAGCAGCCGGACUCUGCGGCCGACGGCGAGGCGUACGUUAUCGUUGCCUCACCGGACAUGCCUUCUACCGAGGGCGCUCAUCACGAUCAGGCUUCCGCUGCCACCGAUCCAUCGCUUUUUUCUGGUACGCAGCAGCCGGAUUCUGCCAACAAAGACGACGAGCAGAAGGAGGGUCAACGCGAUGAUAUGGGUCCGCCUUCUGGUCGCGAGGGUCACGGGCAGCGUCUGAUCAAUCUUGCACCAUCAGACUGCGUAGCAAAAGCGCACCGUUCGGCGCUCUCCCGCAACACCAAAAACCUCCCUGAUGCCAUCGGGGACCAAAAGACGCCUGGCAUCGUCGAAUUGGCAUCGUCCUCGACACAAUCUGACCAGUCUCCGCCGGGUGAGACCAACACCACUACAACUACAACUUGCGGGCUGCGCUUUCUCGAGGCGCCGGGAACUUUCCUUCUAGCCCAUUUCGUCAGCUUUCUCCUUCUCACCUUUCCCGCCGUGGUCACCGGCCUCGACCCCGUGGACAAGAACCCAGCUACGGUGUGGCAGCUCUGCGCCUUCGUUCCGAUUUAUGCGGUUUUGGCAACGGUUCGGGUCCGCUGGAUGGCGUACAUGAGCCCCUACAAAAAGGCCGACAGCACUGAACAGAAGAAGACCACCAUGGCGGCUCUUGGGGAUUUCGGUACUGCUGUGGCGGGGAAAGCUGCGAAUGUGGCGUUUUUGUGCGCUGUCGGAGAGUAUUUGGGCAAGCUUGGGAUUUUCUUGCCUAUGCUGAAAUGGGUUGAGCUUUUCGAUGGGAUGGGGGAGUUGAGGAUUGCGGAGAAGUCUGGCUGA